Messenger RNA from Benincasa hispida (wax gourd), 1187 nucleotides. The record is from RefSeq and is a predicted model, not a curated record. Lineage: Eukaryota; Viridiplantae; Streptophyta; Magnoliopsida; Cucurbitales; Cucurbitaceae.
UUGAAAAACAAUCAUUUUGAGGGAUCCAUGCCAAUUAUUUUAAAGAAUUCCAAAAUUUUAGAAUUUAUAGAUCUCGAAGGAAACAAAUUCUCUGGAAACAUCCCUACAUGGGUGGACGAUAAUCUUAGAAAUUUGCAAUUUCUAAGACUACGAGGUAAUCUAUUCAAUGGAACUAUCCCUUCAAAUUUGUGCAAUCUCAAGAACUUGCAAAUUUUGGAUCUUGCACAUAACCAAUUAGAGGGAAAUAUCCCACAAAAUCUGAGCAAUUUUAAGGUAAUGAUGGGAAAUGUGAGAAAUGGAUUAUCUUUCGUUUGUAAGAAUAGAUUUCCUCAAUUAUGCUAUGAUGGUAAAAAGAAAAUCAUACAAUCCAUCAAAUUAAGCUACUUCAAUUACUCCUUGUCACAACUAAUGUUAAUGGUGAAUAUUGACCUCUCCAAAAACUAUUUGGUUGGCUCUAUUCCUAGAGAGAUAACAAUGCUUAAAGGGUUAAUUGGAUUGAAUUUAUCCCACAACAAUCUAACAGGAACAAUUCCGACUGGUAUAGGGGAAGCUGAAUCAUUGGAAUCGCUCGACUUAUCUUUCAAUCAACUUUCUGGCCCAAUUCCUAAGAGCUUAUCAAAAUUAAAUUCAUUAGGUGUACUGAGAUUAUCCCACAACAAUUUCUCUGGAGACAUUCCUCAAGAGGGUCAUCUCUCCACAUUCAAUGAUGCUUCAAAUUUUGACGGCAAUCCUAAUCUCUGUGGAAGUCCACUCCCUGUGAAAUGUGUGAACGAGAAUACAUUCGAGUCUCCAAAAAUUGAGAACCAAGAUCCCGAGGAAGAUAAAUGGGAGAAGUGGUUACUUUACAUAAUGAUAAUGUUUGGAUAUGGGGUAGGGUUUUGGGGAGCCGUUGGAGUUUUAAUAUGGAAGAAGAGUUUGAGAUAUGUUUAUUUCAAGUUCGUAGAUGAGAUUAUAGACAAGGUUCAUGCAAUAAUACGGUGGAGAUAGAAAUUUUGAAAAGGAAUUGCAUUCCACAAAUUAGUUAUGUAAUAGAGUUUUGAUUUUCUUCAAAACCUAUUAGAAAUUAAUAGUUCGUACACUCGAUAAAUUACACUUUCUUGAUUCUCUAGUUAUGUGUAUCUCUUGAACGGGAAAAAAAAUGUGACAUACUAGUUGGUAUUAAUUUUUUACUGAAGUUUUUAUUGAUA